GGCGCCGCGGUGCUGAUGUCAGGGCGCGGGGCGGCGGGCAGCGGCCGGCGGGGAGCGGCGGGGAGCGGCGGCAUGGCGGGCCCGGCGCGGCUGCUGGCGCUGUGCGGCGCCGCCGCCAUCCUGCUGCUCCUGCCGCCGCCCGCCCCCGCCGCCCCGCGCCGGCCGCCGCGCUGCGGGCCGCCCUGCAGCUGCUGGCGGGAGUCGGCGCUGUGCGUGGGCGCGGCGGGAGCACCGCGCAGCCUGCCCGCCGGCCUGGGCUCCCUGAGCCUGGUGAACGGGACCUUCUCCGAAGUGAAGGACAGGAUGUUUUCUCACCUGCCCUCCCUGCAGCUGCUCUUGCUGAACUCCAACUCCUUCACUGUUAUACGAGAUGAUGCCUUUGCUGGUCUCUUCCAUCUAGAGUAUCUAUUCAUUGAAGGAAACAAAAUUGAAACCAUUUCAAGAAAUGCGUUUCGUGGCCUUCGAGACCUGACUCACCUUUCUUUGGCCAAUAACCAUCUCAAAGCUCUGCCAAGGGAUGUCUUCAGUGAUUUAGAUUCUUUAAUUGAACUAGAUUUAAGGGGAAAUAAAUUUGAGUGUGACUGCAAAGCCAAGUGGUUGUUUUUGUGGUUAAAGAUGACAAAUUCCACUGUUUCUGAUGUCCUGUGUAUUGGUCCAGCAGAAUAUCAGGAUAAGAAGUUAAAUGAUGUGACAAGUUUUGAUUAUGAAUGCACCACUACAGAUUUUGUUGUUCACCAGAUUUUGCCCUACCAGUCCGUUUCAGUGGAUACUUUCAACUCAAAGAAUGAUGUGUUUGUAGCCAUUGCACAGCCCAGCAUGGAGAACUGCAUGGUGCUGGAGUGGGACCACAUUGAAAUGAAUUUCAGGAGUUAUGACAAUAUCACAGGUCAGUCCAUAGUGGGAUGUAAAGCCAUUCUUGUUGGUGAGCAAGUCUUUGUGGUGGUGGCACAGCUCUUUGGUGGCUCACACAUUUACAAGUAUGAUGAAAGCUGGACAAAGUUUGUCAAAUUCCAGGACAUCGAAGUAUCUCGCAUUUCCAAGCCAAAUGAUAUUGAGUUUUUUGAGAUAGACAGUGAAAUGUUUUUUGUCAUAGCAGAUAGUUCUAAAGCAGGUUUGUCAACAGUGUACAAGUGGAAUAACAAAGGAUUUUACUCAUACCAGUCCCUUCACGAGUGGUUCAGGGACACCGAUGCUGAGUUUCUUGAUAUAGAUGGGAAAUCACAUUUAAUCCUCUCUAGCCGCUCGCAGGUUCCUAUCAUACUGCAGUGGAACAAGAGUUCCAAAAAGUUUGUCCCACACAGUGAAAUCCCCAGCAUGGAAGAUGUCUUGUCUGUGAAGAGUUUCAGGAUGCAAGACAACCUGUACCUCACGCUGACAAGAUACAUUGGUGACUCCAGAGUUAUGAAAUGGAAUAGCAAACAGUUUGUGGAGAUACAGGCUCUUCCAUCCCGAGGAGCCAUGACGCUGCAGCCUUUCUCCUUCAAGAACAACUACUACCUAGCCUUGGGCAGUGACUAUACCUUUUCCCAGAUUUACCAGUGGGAUGGUGAAAAGAAGAUCUUCAGAUUAUUUAAAGAAAUCUAUGUGCAAGCACCACGGUCUUUCACAGCUGUGUCAACCGAUCGAAGAGAUUUUUUCUUUGCCUCUAGUUUUAAAGGAAACACUCAGAUAUUUGAACAUAUCAUCAUCGACUUGAGUUUAUGAAAAGCUGCUGGAGUGAAAUUCAUGUAGAAUGGCAUUUAUAUACAAACAAAACAGGAAAAGACCUUUCAAAAAACAGGGUGCACCUAUGAAGUAUGAUGACAUUUUCUGAACUUUUCAAACUUGCAUAUUAAUCAGGGAUUGCAUUUACUUGCUUACUGCAUGACAUGUCUAUUUCAUCCUUUUUCAAAGAGACUCUUCAAUUUGAAGUCAUUCAGAUGAGAGUGCACUGCAUUAGGAUUAAUGUUGACAUCUAAGAGAAUGAGCUAAGUUUUACCCAGAAACCUACCUUGAAUUGAACAUCUCAUAAAGAAAGCAAAGAGUAAGCCAUACAAAGCAUAGAAAUUAUCUUGACUCUUAAACUAACAUGUUAGUAGUUUAUUUAAGAUUACAGCUACUUCUUCAUGGUUGCUGAUGAAUUGUAAAGGUGACCAGUGGCAUUCCAGAAUACACUUUAUUUUGGUUUCUUGAGGCCUGUCUGUAAAAAUCUGUCUUUGUGGUUUACUGCAAGACUGAGGCAUAAUUUUAAUUUAUUGCAGAUUAAAGGGAAAGUCAACAUCUAUUGCCAUUUUUUCACAUUAAUCACUAUUUCAGCAACAAAUUGUGCUUACCAAAUAGCCCAGCCCACAAGAAGGGUUAUAUGCUGUAGCACAUCUGUACACCAUAAGAUGAUUUAUCCUCCAGUGUUCUUCCCUCAGCACAGCUCACAAGCAGUAAGUUCCAGUUUUGGUCACCACAGGCUGAAUCUGCAGAAUCCUUUUGGGCUGAGGUUUAAAUAUGACCUCAGUGCCAGUGAACCUUCUGGAACCAAAGCAGCUGGAGCUGUUUCAGGCUGCAGCCAGCCCUUGCUUCAAGAAGGGUUUCCUCUUGGUAGCUCCAGGCAUUUGCCAAGUUGCCAAGCCAUUGAAGGUUAAACAGGAGGAUAUGAGCAGAGGGUGCUGCCUUAAUGUUUUGGGUGGCUACAGACUAAGGCAUUCAGUCAUUCUAAAUAGGGCAGUCCUGGCAUGCAGAGCCUCUGUCAGGGUAACAGGGACUUUUUUCCUGCAAAGGCUCUCCACUGUCCUUGUCCAACAUAGUUGUCUAUCAGAGGGUCCGUUUGUUCACUUAAAUGGUAUUUUUUGGUAAGUUUUCAUACCACUUAGUGUAUUGGGUUGUUUUAUCAUGUCUUGUUGCUGCAUUGCUGCCUUGGAUAAUAGGGAGGCUUUGCAUAAAGCAGGCGAAACAAAGGAAACUGUCCUUUAUUACUUCAUACUCAGGGCUAGCUCACCGUCUUUGUGCCAAGUGAGCUUUGUGGUUUUACCUUGGACAUGUGAAACACAGUCUCUUGUCACAAACAGAGAUGUUCCCACAGGCUUUCCAACAUCCAAGGUGUGAACAGUGCUGCAGAAGACAAUUAUUCAUAAAGACUCCCUUGAGGAGUCAACCCAUCAGUGACCUGGAACAUCACAGCCUUACCCAGUGUUUGCUUCACUGCUAUGAAAUAAAAUGAUUACUGUCAGAGACAUAACUGAUCUUAUUCUGCUUUUAAAUGACGGGAUUUUUUUUGCUAGAGGUGCUCAUCCUGGUUUCAUUUUUAGUUACUUUGGCAGUUUAGCCCAGCCAGCCAUCUGAAUUACUACACACUGCCUUCCAAAUCCCAAAGCUGUGUCAGUCCCAUUGGUUCAAUCAGACCAGUAAAUGCAAACCAACCCUCUGCAGCAUGUUUUAGCAAUACCUCUCCUAGGAUUAAGCUAACAAAUCUGACAAAAAUGAAGGUAUGUUUCCUAUGUCUACCAGCAAAUGCAAUGUCCUACAGCGUUCCCAGUUUACUUUUGAAGUGGGUAUGGCUGGCAAGUGAUGGUUCUUUAAACUGUGUUGUGGGAAGUCUAUUUUUUUUCCUCUCAUUUGUCUGGUGAAGGAAAAGAGCUUAUGUAUCCAGUACCUGUGGAUUGUACUGUUUCAAGAGCCAAGGGGAUUUUGAGACUUGGCUAUCAAGUUGAAAUAAAUUAAAGUGGUCUCUGCAGAGACAGGCUUAAUAAAGAGGAUAAAGUGAUCCACAGGAGUCUAACUCAUUCAUACAGGACAAGAAGAAGAAAGUGAGUGAAAUUAACUCUGUGUGCAGGCUGCUGCUUCUGCUGAGUAUCUAUGUUGAUUGGUCAGAAAGCCCAGCUCAGCACUGCUCCCAGCUUCAGGAGGAGCCCGGAGUCGGAGGCUCAGGGAGGCCAGCUCACCUGUCCUGCUGAGUUAGUGCACAGGAGGUCAAGGCAGCUAAGAGGCAGAGCAAAAAAGCCCCAGCUGAUAAACAAAAGGGGUUAUGGAACAUUUCUCAGGUUUAAACAGGCAGUGUCUCAAAAAGAGCCUUUUUUUGCUCUUGCUGUUCCCAAGGAAAAGCUGCAGGAUGCAGCCAUAACAACAGAAAUCACUAAGCAUCGAAAAUACUUCCUGCUUCUCCAAACACAACAGUUUUGUCUCCAUGGCCUAUAUUCUCUAAUAGAAAUUGUUUUGAGUAAUAAAUAAAAUAUGCAUAUCUGUAGUUUACUACAGCAGUUAGAUCAUCAGGACAGUGAGAAAGGAUAACAGAACAUGCCACCUGGUAAUUUUUAUUAUAUUCUAAAAUACAUACAACUAUGUAAAGAACUGUAGUUUAUAUAAGCAUAGUUUUAAUACAGUGUACUAGAUACAGGGGGAGCAUUUUAAGCCUGUAUAUAUAUUGAGCUUUUUUUAGUAAAGAGGAGCUGAUGCAGUCUGUGCUACUGACACCUGUAUGUACUCUUUCCAUGUACAAAUAAAAUGCAAUUAAUGAGUCUAA
This is a messenger RNA of Apus apus (common swift), 4489 nucleotides long. It is a transcript of the gene LGI2, whose product is annotated as leucine rich repeat LGI family member 2. Gene Ontology annotation, molecular function: protein binding. The record is from RefSeq and is a predicted model, not a curated record. The coding region runs from base 16 to 1704 and encodes 562 amino acids. Lineage: Eukaryota; Metazoa; Chordata; Aves; Apodiformes; Apodidae. Gene Ontology annotation, biological process: inhibitory synapse assembly. The transcript is spliced from 8 exons.